GUUGUUUCUAAACUUUUAUGCCUGACUGAACUUAACCGGGCUAGAACUUCUCUAUACACUCAGAUAUAUGAUAGAUCGCUGGACCUACAAUCCUCCUCCUUCUGUCCCUCUCAAUCUCUCCUUUAUUCACAGCCAAUUAACCACAAAUCCGAAGCCUACACGCUCCAAAGCCCCACCACCACCUUCAAUCCAGUCCCUUUCAGCAGCAACGACCGACACCGACAAACCAUAACUCAGAAAAUUCUGUGGAGAUUACCACGCUCUCUCUCGAGGCCUGUAGCCAUCAGCCAACGCUAUUCGCUAAGCGUGACAAUGACCACGUACACCGGUGAAUCUGGUAACUGCUAUAGGCUAUAGCCAUUGCCGCAGGGGGGCUGGGCAAGAGCAGAACCAGCUAUCCUUUCUUGCGUCUGAGAUUGGUUUCUACCGAUGCAGCGCAGGGGGUGGCGGUGAUCCAUAUUGAACUGGGUGUACUGAUGGCCAUGGAUGGUGCUGCUGUGGGGGAGGAGGCGAUGCAUAUCGGACAGGGUUUGUGGGUGGCAAUGGGCCGGGGUAAUAUGGUGGUGGCGGUGGCGGUGGCCAUGGAUGUGUUGGGGUGCAGGGCAGCGGUGGCGGCAGGACGGGGCAUGGCGGGCACUGUGGUGGAGGGUGAUAGACUGGCGCUGGAGGAGGCGGGGAUGGUGGAGGUGGGGAAUGCGGUAGUGGUGAUGGUGGUGGUGGUGACGGCAGAAGUUGAGGUGGCGGUGGUGAAGGCAGCGGCGGUGGCGGCAGAGGAGGAGACAGAAGUGGUGGAGGUGGAGAUGGCGGCGGCGGCGAUGGUGGAGGUGGCGAAGGCGGGGGCGGUGAAGGCAGACGUACGCGUCCCGCAGGCGCCGGCUCGGGAACCGCCACGACGGAUCCACCUCCACCGCCACCGUCGGCCGCCCCUCUGAAGCCGCGG
Messenger RNA from Zea mays, 940 nucleotides. Lineage: Eukaryota; Viridiplantae; Streptophyta; Magnoliopsida; Poales; Poaceae. The record is from RefSeq.